This is a messenger RNA of Didymella exigua CBS 183.55, 288 nucleotides long. RefSeq lists its product as uncharacterized. The annotation marks the transcript as partial. The transcript has a single exon. Lineage: Eukaryota; Fungi; Ascomycota; Dothideomycetes; Pleosporales; Didymellaceae. The record is from RefSeq and is a predicted model, not a curated record.
UAUCAGGUGCUAAUCUGCAAGGAGCACGCUACAGGCAUACAGAACGUCGAUGUGCAUCUGCGCGACCAGCACGGCGUAGCAAGCGAAGAGAGGAAAUCAAUUGUAGAGCACUGCCGGCAAUGGCAGAUCGCCGCACCGCAAGAUGUUGAGCUGCCUGCGCCGUUGGGGCCGCUGAUUGAGCAGCUAGGCGAGCCGUUAGACGUCUAUCAAUGCAGGAUCACUAGCGACUGCGGCUUCUGUACCGCAAACAAGAUUAGAAUGCAGAAGCACUGCAACAACGUACACUAG